GCAGAAACAAAACAAAAAUCUGCCAGUGACAGUCACGACGGUGCUCCGAAUUCUACCACGUUGCGUAUUUUUCAGCAAAGACUGAAUGCUACGCGCCGGUUUUGGUGGAGUAGUGAAAGUAGUAUCCCAUAGAACCGGAUUACUGAGUCGCCAGACUACCGGAAGAAUGGCCACAUUCGAGCGGGUUCUUUCGAACAAUCAAGCGGCCGAAGAGCCCCUCGCUCCGGAAGAGUUCAAGGCGUUGAAGAACGAGAAGGCCGCCGCCCGGAUCGAGGAACUGAAGGUGGAGAAUGCUGCACUGCGCCAGCAGGUGGAAGCCGCGCGCUCGAAGCUCAUAGCUCUGGAGGUGCAGAACGGAAAACCACAAAUUGCGGUUCCCGGACAGGUGGACACGACUCCCGCGGUAACGGUCAAGGUGGAAGCGAAGCAGGAAGCAGCAGCUAAACCGGCGGCACCCGCCAAACAAGCCGACGAUGCUAAACCACCGAAGGAAAAGAAGCCCAAGAAGGAGAAGCCGGCCGCGGAUUCGAAGCCAGGCGCGGCCGUUGAAGAACCUCCAAUCGACGUGGGUCGGCUGGACAUGCGAGUGGGCAAGAUUGUGGAGGUUUCGCGCCACCCGGACGCGGACAGUCUCUAUCUGGAGAAGAUCGAUUGCGGGGAACCGACGCCGAGAACUGUUAUUUCUGGACUUGUUAAAUUUAUCCCGAUUGAGGAGAUGAAGGACCGGUACUGCGUCGUGCUGUGCAACCUGAAGCCGGCCAAGAUGCGCGGGAUUCUCUCCGAGGCCAUGGUCAUGUGCGCUUCCACCCCCGAGAAGGUGGAAAUCCUUGCCCCACCGGAAGGAUCCGUGCCGGGAGAUUUGGUCCACGUGGAAGGCUAUCCAAGGGUUCCGGACGCGGUCAUGAAUCCGAAGAAGAAAAUCUUCGAAACGGUCGCACCGGAUUUGCGCACCAACGGAGAGCUGGUGGCCUGCUACAAGGACAGCACGUUUGUCGUGCCCGGCAAGGGGCCAGUUAAGGCGCAAUCGCUCAAGAAUGUUAACGUGAAGUGAUGCGGUUUUGAGAUUGUCUUAUUUGUGCUGAAAAUAAAGCUUUUUUCGAGGAAAUGCAUUUU
Culex quinquefasciatus (southern house mosquito) is the source of this 1113-nucleotide messenger RNA. It is a transcript of the gene AIMP1, whose product is annotated as aminoacyl tRNA synthase complex-interacting multifunctional protein 1. Gene Ontology annotation, molecular function: tRNA binding. The record is from RefSeq and is a predicted model, not a curated record. NCBI's taxonomy places the organism in Eukaryota, Metazoa, Arthropoda, Insecta, Diptera, Culicidae.